Elgaria multicarinata webbii is the source of this 1425-nucleotide messenger RNA. RefSeq names its product U2AF homology motif kinase 1 (gene UHMK1). Gene Ontology annotation, cellular component: neuronal ribonucleoprotein granule; nucleus. The transcript is spliced from 8 exons. The record is from RefSeq and is a predicted model, not a curated record. Bases 1 to 1251 code for a protein of 416 amino acids. Gene Ontology annotation, molecular function: protein serine/threonine kinase activity; ATP binding; RNA binding. Gene Ontology annotation, biological process: regulation of protein export from nucleus; peptidyl-serine phosphorylation; positive regulation of translational initiation. Lineage: Eukaryota; Metazoa; Chordata; Lepidosauria; Squamata; Anguidae.
AUGGCGGCGGGGCCGUCGGUGGUGGAGGCGCUGGGGCGGUUGUGGCAGGUGGAGGCCCUGCUGGGCAGCGGCUCGUCGGCCGCGGUCUUCCAAGCGCGCUGCCUCGGCGACCCCCGGGCUCCACCGGCCGCCGUCAAGGAGUUUCUGCUGCCGGGAUCCAAGCUGCAGACUCCGGGUAGUCCCGGCGCAGGAGGCGGCGGCGAUUACGGCUUCCGCAAGGAGCGCGCUGCGCUGGAGGAGCUGCGGGGCCACCGCAAUAUCGUAACGCUGUAUGGUGUGUUCAACAAUUGUUCUGCCAAAGGCCCAUCAUACUGCCUUUUAUUAGAAUUGCUGGAUGUUAGUGUGUCAGAGCUGCUUGUGCAUUCCAGUCAGCACGGCUGUUCCAUGUGGAAAACCCAGCACUGUGCCCGGGACAUCCUGGAAGCCCUGGCAUUUCUCCACCACAAAGGUUAUGUGCAUGCAGACCUGAAACCGCGCAACAUCCUGUGGAGUGCAGAAGAGGAAUGCUUUAAACUUAUUGACUUUGGACUCAGCUUCAAGGAAGGGCAUCAGGAUGUGAAAUACAUUCAAACUGACGGUUAUCGGGCACCUGAGGCUGAGCUGCAGAAUUACCUAUCCAGGGCUGGAAUACAAAGUGGAACUGAAUGUACUUCUGCUGUAGAUCUUUGGAGUCUUGGGAUAGUAUUACUGGAGAUGUUCUCAGGAAUGAAAUUGAAACAUAUUGUCCAAUCUCAGGAAUGGAGGGUGAAUAAUUCUGCUAUUAUUGAUCACAUUUUUGCUAACAAAAGUGUGGUAAAUUCUGCAAUCCCAGCCUAUCACCUCAGAGACCUCCUCAAAAGCAUGCUUCAUUAUGACCAAGAGAAAAGAGCUACGGCUUCAAAGGCCUUAUGUAGUCCAUUCUUCAGCAUUCCUUUUGCUCCCCAUAUUGAGGAUCUGGUGAUGCUUCCAACUCCAGUGCUAAGAUUGCUUAAUAUUUUGAGUGAUACUUCUCUUCAAAGUGAAGAAGAAUUUGAAGAUAUGGUGGGUGACAUAAGAGAAGAAUGUUGCAAAUAUGGACAGAUUGUUUCUCUCUUUGUUCCAAAGGAAAAUCCAGGCAAAGGUCAUGUCUUUGUUGAGUAUGCAAAUGCUGGUGAUUCCAAAGCUGCCCAGCGAGCAUUGACUGGGAAGAGAUUCGAUGGCAAGUUUGUUGUGGCUACAUUUUAUCCACUGAGUGCCUAUAAGCGGGGAUAUCUUUACCAAACUGUGCUUUAGUUUGCAGCAUCAGUCAGGAAAGAUGCAUGGACCCAAAGCUGCCUGGCUUUGCUUGAGUGUUUUCCAGAGAUGGAAUCCAUCUGUGUCCUCUUUCCCAUUUUGUGAUUUGUAGGAAAGGCCCAGAUGUUUUUAUUUUGCUGCAUAUGAAAUCUGCCUCCCUUUCUCCUUUGGUUU